UCCAAUUAGCUGCUGUGCUGAAUCAUGGCUCCGCCCCUUCUGCACAACUAAAUCCGGCAUGUUUUUUCUUCUUUGAUGUAAAGCGUCACCCUCAGAAUCAAGAGUAGACUUGUCAUAGUGCCAUCACUUUUGCUUCCAAUUGAGAAUUGGUCAUGCACCUGCAGGCUGUGCAUUAAGACAGACCGAUAAAACCUCGAUGAGGCUGCGAGCGGGCGCCAUGCUCCAACAGAACAACAACAACAACUACCCGUGCCUCCGGUUGUCUGCCUCCUCUCAGGAGGUGCUCCAGAAAUGCACUCGGGCCUCGCUGCCCUUCCCCAGCCGGCUGGAGCUCGGCUUGACAGACCUGCCGGUGAUUCGGGGCCUCAGAGCCUGGGUCCUCUGCUCCAAGAACGGCCGGAAGGCUGGGGGGUUGUUUGGAGGAGGACAGACUCCCGCGGCGCUGCUGGCAGGUCGAGGGAGUUCCAAAUUCUGUCCAAGGCCUGCAGAUGCGUAUCUGAGUGAAGAGUGGAGUCACGUAGGGUACGGGCUGCCCUUAGGGGUGGAUACCAGGCAGGCUGGGGUCGGAGGGUUAGUAACGGUCGCCACUCUGAAGACCUCGGAGGGCAGCGGGAAGACGCAGACGCAGUGUCUGUUCGUCCGGACUCAGAAAGGAAACUGUUUGUACUCCAAAGUAAAGGCUGGCUGCGGCACCCCAGGUUCUGCUGGGGUUGAGGGGUGGCUUAGAGAGAAGACAGGAGGAGGAGGAGGAGGCAGACACAGUGGGGCAGCUUUACCAGGACAGACCAGAGUGAACCGCGUUAGAGCACAGUCGGGCCGCCGAUGGAGGAGGUCAGGUAACGCAGCGGGCCUCAGCAAAGAGAGGCAGCAGAGGGAAGUUCACUCUGGAGCGAACGCCGUGGGAGAAAAACAGGAAGAAGAAGACAAAGAAUGCUGUGCAGCCACCAGACACAACAACUCAGAGCAGGACAGCAAGAGAUCCGGGGACGAGAAAGACUCGAGUCCAGGGUGCUGCCACGACACUCCUGCUAAGUCCUGCUGUUUGUGUGGAAGGAGACCACAGCAGCAGGAGGACCAGGAAGGUCUGAGAAGAGGUGCAUCCGUCCCAGACAGGCGAGACGGGGAGGUGGAGGAGGAAGAAAAGACUGCUGGAGAUGAGGAGAAGAAAGGCCUCUCAGGGGGUUCUGACACCACUAACUACGACCGAGAAGUUAACAGCCUUCACCCAGAACCCCAGACGCCACUAAAGACACAGAUCUCUCUCAGACCAGACACAAUCGCAGAAAAAGACAUUACCAAGUCUGAAAUGGAGGUUACGAAACGACAAACAAGUGUCGAGUUCAGUCAUGAUCCUUCUGAGCCAGAUGGCGUGACGGAUGAUGUUACAUCAACACAAAACGAAGCAAGUUAUGACAGAAAGACACACACAGAAAACACCAAAGCUGUUGGGCAGCCCUGCAAAGAAGUAGCUACUGAUGUAAAUAGACUUUUUGAUCCCGUGGACCCAGUUCAGGAAUCAGAACAGGAACAACAGAGUUUUCAAGUUGAGGAGGAGGUCCUCAGAGAUCCUCCUCAAGUCCCGGUCCUGUCCAGCUGCUGUGAGAACGUAUUCAUGGCAGAUCUGACUGUCUCCAUCAGCAGUACAGCUUCUCACCCCAGAACUACUGAGCUUUCUGCUCCUGUAGGGGGCAGCACCUACACCACUGGUCCUGAGACUGAAGGGAAUAAAGAGGACUUGGAUGUUGAUGGACAUUUGUGUUGUGACAACACUGGGUUUGAGACAGUAAAUAAAUCUGAAUAUGUCGGACAGGUGCAUGGACACAUGACAUCCUCCACCUUUGAGACAGUGGUACCAGGUGUCCAUGAUGACGGCCACGCUGUCAUCCCGCAGACGGUGGUGUCUGAGGAGAAUGCUGAACAAGUUAACACACACUGUGCGCUCACAGAGGACUCGAGGCUCCACAGGUCUGCAGCCGGGUUCAGAGGAAGACUGGAGGAGGACAGAACACACGUCACAGAAGCCCCCCAUGUGGUUGACACCAGCGGUCCCAUCUCAACAGUUCCUCAGACCGCCGCCAUCACUAAUGUCCUCCAUGCUGAUCCCUCUGUCCCUCCCUCCUUCCACCCAGUUAAUCCUUCCCCCUCCCCAUCCCUCCUGAGAUCCGUGGCAACCGGUGUGUCCUGUGUGGAGGUGGAGAGGUGCAGAGGGAUCGCCAGAGAGGAGCAAGAGGCUAAAAAAGAGAAGCCGUGGCUCCAAAGAGAGCUGGAGGAGCAAGUUGAGACGACGAGGAGCUCCACCGUGUCCACUGAUGGCACAAGGAAGGACGAGGAGUUCGGGCUGUUUGUGCAGGCAGAGGGCGAGCCGUCAUGGAGCCAAGGAGUUGUUGCUUCUGCCUCAAUGCCUCCUGGGAGCAGGGAAGACGCUGGUUGGACAAACGGUUCCUCCCGCCAGUCUGAGGACACCUGGACAGCCUUUCCUCAACAACUUGUGGAAGAAGGUGGUGAUCCUGCGGGACAAUGGUGGCCCAACGGAGCUGCGGAGGAGAAGACAGCCAAUCAGAAUCUGUCUGCUGUCUUCAUGGUGGCAUUCCCCUCACUGCCUGGACUGUCCUCAAGUGACCCCUGUCACCAAGAUCCUGUUCCCACAUUGAGCCAGCUCCUCAGCAUCAAUCAACAGCACAACGGAGGUGGUCAGGACUGGGGGCUGUUGGACACGUUCCACGACUUGAACAAAAUGAUUGGACGGAGAUACAGGAGAGCCAAUGACGUGUCUCGGGACCUCCUGCUCAAGACACUGCACCUGCAGAAAACCUGCACCGAAGACACGCCUUCUUCCUUCUCAGCCAGUCACCGCCUCUCCCCACACCUCCCGUCAACCACACAGCACACGCAGCUCGCUGCCGCCAAGCGACGGCUGUCCUACGACUACAACAGAAACAUCGUGGAGUAACAGCGCCAGUUCAGCUCGGGUUGCACCGCACGUUCCCUUCUUUGGCUUUACCGGACGCCUGAAGGCUCCACGUUUGAAUCCCAGCAAAGGAGAUGAGUGAAGCAAGCGCCUUCUCUUGAUGAACCUUUGAACUUUGGCACGCUCUGGUUAUGUAAAAGGAGCUGUUAUCAUG
Molecule: messenger RNA, 3122 nt
Organism: Thalassophryne amazonica
Lineage: Eukaryota; Metazoa; Chordata; Actinopteri; Batrachoidiformes; Batrachoididae
Exons: 5
Coding region: 197-2950 (917 amino acids)
Source: RefSeq, a predicted model, not a curated record